AUGUAUAUUGCUCUUUUAAAAAAAAAGAAUGUAUUCGUUUAGAAAUUAAAUUUUAGAAAGAAAUUUUAAGUGAUAGAAGAUCAAUUGAAUUAUAAGAAUAAAGAUGUUUUUCUAAUGGUUUAUUUUUGAGAGCAAUAAAAUAAAUAAUGAUGCUUUAGGAGUUAUUAGAAUAUUAAAGAAUGAUUUAAGUGGAUAUUUGACAGGUUAACCAUCUUCAUUAGUGUAUAAAAUAUAUACGACAAAUUAAAAUAAUACAGUCAAUUACUUAAUUAAGAUGCGAUGACUAAAUUUGCAUAAUUAGCAACAGAAUAUCAUCAGAAUUACAUCCACUUGGAUAAGAAGAAGGAACAUCUUCAGAUAGAUAACCACGACAUAAUAUUCGAUAAUUAGUGUAUAAUGCACUUUCUGAUGUUGAAGAUUAAUUAAGAGGAUAAGAGGAUCAUUAACAAAUUUAGAAGUUAAUGAAAUUGCUGCCUAUUAUUAAUUAGCUGAUUAGUUGGCAAAUACAGAAUCAGAAGUUAAUAUAUAUAUAUAUAUAUUAAUAUUAAUACAAUAUAUAUUAAUAUUCAAAUAAGAGAAAAAUAUUAAAGGACAUUUACAUUAUCCUUCUUUUAAUUUGGGCUGAUUGACAAACAAAAUCUAGGGCCAGUUUNAAUUGUUCAUCCAAAAAAGAUCCUAAGAAAAAAUCAACCCCUAUAAUAAAAUUAGAAGAAUUUAUAAAAAAUGUAGAUCAUAACAACAAUGCUCAUGAUUAAGCUUUGGUCAUUUUAUAUCAAAGUAGAAAUUAACGUCUAAAACAUUUAAAUGAACCUAUUUUAAGUGGUUUUGGCAAACAGUUUUCUAGAACGACAGAUUAAUCUCAACAAAGAAAUUCUACUUGAUCUUUUUCUAUUAUUGAAUUAAUCAUUUACUAUCUAAAUUUAUUAUCUAUUUAAUUCCAGUAAAUCAUUAUAAUAAUUAGUUAGAAAGAAUGAUCUAACAAUUUAGUUUUAAAUUUGUUUAAGUUUGAAUAAAAACACCGAAGAAAUCAAAUUUUAUUAAUUAUAAAAUUUAUAUGUCUCUUUGUAUUAAGUAUUAUUGAGGAUUUUAAAAAUGAGAUUUUAUUGGUUUGCUUAAAGCUAAAUUCAUUAAAAUUAUGUAUAUUGCUCUUUUAAAAAAAAAGAAUGUAUUCGUUUAGAAAUUAAAUUUUAGAAAGAAAUUUUAAGUGAUAGAAGAUCAAUUGAAUUAUAAGAAUAAAGAUGUUUUUCUAAUGGUUUAUUUUUGAGAGCAAUAAAAUAAAUAAUGAUGCUUUAGGAGUUAUUAGAAUAUUAAAGAAUGAUUUAAGUGGAUAUUUGACAGGUUAACCAUCUUCAUUAGUGUAUAAAAUAUAUACGACAAAUUAAAAUAAUACAGUCAAUUACUUAAUUAAGAUGCGAUGACUAAAUUUGCAUAAUUAGCAACAGAAUAUCAUCAGAAUUACAUCCACUUGGAUAAGAAGAAGGAACAUCUUCAGAUAGAUAACCACGACAUAAUAUUCGAUAAUUAGUGUAUAAUGCACUUUCUGAUGUUGAAGAUUAAUUAAGAGGAUAAGAGGAUCAUUAACAAAUUUAGAAGUUAAUGAAAUUGCUGCCUAUUAUUAAUUAGCUGAUUAGUUGGCAAAUACAGAAUCAGAAGUUAAUAUAUAUAUAUAUAUAUUAAUAUUAAUACAAUAUAUAUUAAUAUUCAAAUAAGAGAAAAAUAUUAAAGGACAUUUACAUUAUCCUUCUUUUAAUUUGGGCUGAUUGAC
This is a messenger RNA of Paramecium sonneborni, 1765 nucleotides long. The record is from the annotation of a GenBank genome assembly. NCBI's taxonomy places the organism in Eukaryota, Ciliophora, Oligohymenophorea, Peniculida, Parameciidae.